UGGCUCGACUGCUCCGAUUAUCGACCACCAAGCAAGAUGGACGGAAAGACUCAGACUUGUAUUCAGAACUGUGUGAAUCGCAUGAUCGACGCCAGCAACUUCAUGGUCGAGCACUUGUCCAAAAUGAACGGAGGA
Messenger RNA from Caenorhabditis briggsae, 135 nucleotides. The transcript has 2 exons. The record is from RefSeq and is a predicted model, not a curated record. NCBI's taxonomy places the organism in Eukaryota, Metazoa, Nematoda, Chromadorea, Rhabditida, Rhabditidae. The annotation marks the transcript as partial.